Molecule: messenger RNA, 2298 nt
Organism: Echinococcus granulosus
Lineage: Eukaryota; Metazoa; Platyhelminthes; Cestoda; Cyclophyllidea; Taeniidae
Exons: 11
Coding region: 1-2298 (765 amino acids)
Molecular function (GO): RNA binding
Source: RefSeq, a predicted model, not a curated record
AUGGUCGAGUGGCUAGUAAUGAGCAAGAAGUCAAGAAAGUUGAAGAAGGCUGCCGCUGCAGCUGCUGGUCGAAAAUCAGUCCUAGGUUUGAAGAAGACGGAGGGCAAGGUCAAGAAAGAGGCUCUCAUAAAAGCCAUUUCCGAAAAGUCCGUUUCUCUGACCGCUCCGCCAGUUACCAUCACCUCCAAAAAGAAGAAGAAGAAGCGUCACGGUAAGAAGGCCGCGAAUGUACAUUCCGGUAUAAAGCUGGAAAAUGUUGCUCCAGCGGGACCAGUGAGCCAGAAUAGGGAGCAGCGGCAGGGAGAGAAUGUUCCUGUGGUUGAUGAAACUGGGAAGGGGAAGAAAAAGAGGAAACGUAACAAAAAAAAGAGAAUUUCUUCGGAAGCAUCUUCUAUUGAGCAGAAACCCAAGGUGUCACUUACUGUGAGCGCGAAUCCAAGUGACCCGGCCAAAGAGAGUGGAAAGAGCCGAAAGCGUCGCAACCGUAAGCGAAAGGCAGCGCAAGAAGUAGCGGGGAUAUCAAAGCCUUUAGUGGAGUCCGUGAACCCUUCAAAAAAGGUCAGAAUGGAGGAGGCCGAAGGAGAGGCCUUAAGCAGUAGUGAACCGGAGCUAAUCCACGCGGAUUGGGGGUUGGGUGAUGACUCUGGUAGGGAGGAAGGUUCCAAGGCUGAGGAUGACAGCGAAGCUGACCUGGAUGCCUCCGAAGAGGAUAUCGAUGAGACGCCCCAUUCGGAAGAGAGUGCCGACGACAGUGAUGCUGAUGUGGAAAUCAAUGACACUGGAGCGAUAAAUAAGGAUGGCUGCGAAGAAUCGAAACCAGGAAAUGCUGCCAAAAAACCCAACCUAGAAACCAAGAAAUUGAGCAAGGAUAGGCCUGAAGGGAACAAACGGGAUGAUAAAACUCUGAGUUGUCGGGCGAAAACCAAAAAGUUCUCCCUUUUGGACAAAACCGCCAUUCUGAAAGAGAUGCGAGAGCGCGUCGCCGAAUUCGAUUCUCGUUGUUUAUACGUUGCGCCCAUCCCAGGUGACUGCACUUUCGAUAUGUUGAAGAAGUUCAUUCCCAAGAUGAAAAGCUGCCGAUUUUUCACAAGGCCUAAGUCGAACAAGUUGCGCACUUUUGUUUUUGUGGAAUUUGCGGACGCGGAAAUAGCAGGAAAGGAGAAGUUGUCCAUCUCAGGUCGUCUAUUUGCAGGCCAGUCGAUGCGAGCAGAGAUCCGAUCUAGUCAGCAGCACGGCGACAACAGAGUUGCCGAUGGAGUCUACAGUUCGGAGAAUAUUGAUUUUUCGCGUAUUCUGGUCACCGGCCUAGCACCUGGAGUGAACCAGACCGACCUUAAAAGGAUCUUUCCCACCGCCGAAAAUAUCCGACUGCCAAUGUCUCAACACAAUUUCAAUUACGGCUAUGCGAUUCUCAGCUACGUUUCGGAUGCAGUUGCUCUCGAUGCCUUCUCUCAAUGUCACAGACUCCUUCUGAAAGGUCAUCCCAUCUCUGUGAACUUUGCCUUUAAACCAUCUGAAAAAAAGCAGCCUGCCAGUGCUGACACUGCCUCCUCAUCUAAGUCCAGCGUGCUUAUUCGGCCACAGAAGGAGACCCAACUUGCUCAGCGUGUGGGAAAAGUGGUAAUUCAACCAUUGGUAAAUGCAAAGGAUGAAGAGGGAGAUAAUGGAUUGGCAGAAGGCUCCAAGAAAAGCGAUUCGCUGAAACCGACAAGGAUCCAGCGACGGGACGCGCAGAAGUCGGGUAGUAAAGCGAGAAUGAGCAAAGAUAAAGGUACUAAAGGGGAAUUGACUGUCGAAGAAGCUAAAGGGGAUGAUGUUGCUAGGACUGCAUCGGCCUCUCUUCUUUCUGACAUGAUUAAACAGGCUAAAGGAAAGAUAAAGGCUGAAGAAGCGAUUGAGGUGCAGUCGGAUGAGGAUGGCGAAGAGCCUGAUGACGAUAAGGAUGUUGAAGUGGAAGAUAUUUCUGAAGAAGGCGGUGAUGAUGGAAACGAUGAGGACGAUGACACAGAUGAAGGAGAAUCUGAUGGGGAAGACAAAAUUGAAGAGGUAGCGAGUAGUGUUUCUGCCUCGGCAUCGGACGAUGAUAACGAGGUAGAAGAGGUGGACGUUCUGGCGGGGGAUGACUCGGAGGGCGAGACAAUCGAUGCCUCACUGACAGAGGUGCUCAAGGCUCGCAGAGCUUGUGCAAAGGCACUCAAAUCACCGGGUGCCAAGCGCAACUGGAAGGUUUCCGUGGGCGAAAAACGAACUAGCACUAUGCCUAAAAUGCUACCGGUUCCCAAAAAACUCCGAAAGUGA